CAUUGUUGUCCUGCCAUUCAGGGCUGGCUGUAUGCAUUUUACCAUAUCAUUUGUGUCACAUUAAGAUCAAUUGGGAGGGAAAUAAUCAAAGUGCUAACUGAAUAAAUCUGAAACCUAUAAAAAUAUUACUCAUACGACGCGUGUACAAAUCCUCGGGCCCUUAGCAAUGAUGCAAACCCUGAAACCACCGCCGCCGCUACAUCAUCAUCACCAUCAGCAGCAGCAGCAGCCGCCGCCGCAACAGCAGCAACAGCAUCCGCAGCAGCAGCAGCUACUACAGCAACAACAUCCACAGCAACUGCAGCAGCAUCAACAACAACAUCUGACAGUCAUGGAUAAUCACCAACAGCAACAUCAGCCGCAUAUCCAUCAGCAACAGCAGCAGCAACAAUUGCCACCCACGCCGCAGGCAUCUCACCUGGUCGGCGGUGGGCAGCAUCCGCACCACAAUCACAAUCACAAUCACCUGGCUGUCGACCAGGAUGACCCAAAUCCUGAACUGGUGCUAGCCUUAAUUUCCAGGAACCGAGCGCUCGAGGCUACAAUCCCAAAGUGCGGCGGCUGUCACGAGCUGAUCCUGGACAGGUUCAUCCUGAAGGUGCUGGAGAGGACGUGGCAUGCGAAAUGUUUGCAGUGCAGCGAAUGCCAUGGCCAGUUGAACGACAAGUGCUUCGCGCGGAACGGCCAGCUCUUCUGCAAGGAGGACUUCUUCAAGUCGAACAGACGUUACGGUACAAAGUGUUCCGCUUGUGAUAUGGGCAUACCGCCCACGCAGGUGGUGCGUCGGGCCCAGGACAACGUCUACCAUCUGCAGUGCUUCCUUUGUGCCAUGUGCUCCCGCACCCUCAACACCGGCGACGAGUUCUACCUGAUGGAGGACCGCAAGCUCAUCUGCAAGCGCGACUACGAGGAGGCCAAGGCCAAGGGUCUUUAUCUGGAUGGCUCGCUGGAUGGAGACCAGCCCAAUAAGAGACCCCGCACCACGAUUACCGCCAAGCAGCUGGAGACCCUGAAAACCGCCUACAACAAUAGCCCCAAGCCCGCCCGCCAUGUACGUGAGCAGCUCUCCCAGGACACGGGCCUGGACAUGAGAGUGGUGCAGGUGUGGUUCCAAAACAGGCGGGCCAAGGAGAAACGACUGAAAAAGGAUGCGGGUCGCACACGUUGGAGCCAGUACUUCCGUUCGAUGAAGGGCAACUGCUCGCCUCGGACCGACAAAUUCCUUGACAAGGAUGAGCUGAAGGUCGACUAUGACAGCUUCAGUCAUCAUGAUUUAAGCAACGAUAGCUAUAGUACCGUCAAUUUGGGCCUGGACGAGGGCGCUUCGCCCCACAGCAUCCGGGGAUCGUACAUGCACGGCAGCUCCAGUCCAUCGCAGUAUCCGCCGAGCAGUCGGUCACCGCCGCCAGUGGGCCAGGGACACACCUUCGGCUCCUAUCCGGAUAACAUCGUGUACACCAAUAUAGAUCAUGCUGUGGGUACCAAUCUGCAUGCCAGCAAGUCGCACCAUCGCCUGCACAGUAGCAACAAUGUCUCGGAUCUGAGCAACGAUUCCAGUCCGGAUCAAGGCUAUCCAGAUUUUCCGCCUAGCCCUGACUCCUGGCUGGGGGACUCCGGCAGUACUAACACUACCAGCGCCAACAACAACAAUAACAAUGCGAACAACAGUGGCAGCAGUGGCAACAACAACAACACUGGCAGCAACAGCAACGCGGGCGGUGGUAGUGGCAGUGUAAGUGCCGCCUCCAAUCCGCCUCCCGGAGUACAUUACUGAUACUCAGAUCUUCUUUUGCGUUAUUUUGAGAUGCAGCGCAGUCUGCUGUUUCAGCAGUGACGGGGCUAACAUAGUCGUUACUAUUUUCACAUAACUUUUAAUUUUAAUUUUGACGUACCGGUUGCAAGCCCGGUUGGCAACAUCUGUUAGCAACAUUAGCAGCCUCGCCAUUUUGAAAGCUCUCCGCAGCAACAUUAGCAAAGCUUAAACCUUCAACAAUGUGGCAACGCUGCAACACACAUAUUGUUUAUGCACUUCUAUUAUUAUUUAAAAACAAAACCAAAAAAAAAAAACAUUCCAAAACAAACAAAAAAAAAAACCAAAUACAAUUUGCUCAAAAUCCUAUGAUUUAUCUUCGAGACACGGCUUGAAUGUUACUAAGCGUUAUGAUUCCACGAGAAAAUCGCUCUAUCAUUUACAUAUUUGUAACCCUGAUAUUUUCAUGUAAAUAUUGUAUAUUUGUGUAUAGUGAAUGGAAACUAAAACUGAAUUUUAAAUUAAUUUAAGUCUGUAUAGCGUCAAACAAAUGCGGGACAUCGAGUGGGGUAGCAACAUGUUGACGAUCGGCACCCCCAAUCCCCCAAAAAAAAAAAACAAAAAAAAAACCAAACAAAAAAAAACACAAGUUAUUUAUUGCUUUAUAUAGGAAUACAACAAAAAUUGCAUAGGAGAAAUAUCAAUUACGAAAACGUGAUGUCGUAUUUAUAUCUAAAGAAAAAACCAAAAACAAAACAAAAAAUAUUUCAACCAUAGAAAUGUCAGUAAUGAAGCAACUACGUAAAACAAAUGAUAAAACAAAUGCGAUGGAAUAAAUUACUAUUUGACAUAUAAGAAUAAAAGACAACCAAAAAAUUGUUAACCAAAA
Drosophila bipectinata is the source of this 2639-nucleotide messenger RNA. The record is from RefSeq and is a predicted model, not a curated record. NCBI's taxonomy places the organism in Eukaryota, Metazoa, Arthropoda, Insecta, Diptera, Drosophilidae.